Molecule: messenger RNA, 195 nt
Organism: Miscanthus lutarioriparius
Lineage: Eukaryota; Viridiplantae; Streptophyta; Magnoliopsida; Poales; Poaceae
Source: the annotation of a GenBank genome assembly
AUGAGCAACACUGGCGCCGACACGAUGCCCAUGUACCGGAAUGGGCUGCAGUUCAGCCUCAAGCCGGAGAUGGAGCCCAACAACAGCGACUUCCGGUUCGAGUUCGUUGUGAGCGACAGCGACGUCUACUACACAUUCUUGAUGGGAGGCAGCAACAGCGGCGUCGGUGUCGUGUCGCGGUUCGUGCUGAACUAG